AUGGCUACGCUGACUGAAACGGUGAAGAAACCCGAGAUCCGACAAACGCAAUGCUUCAUUGGUGGUAAUUGGACCCCUGCGGCGAGUGGCAAGACGUUUGACACUAUCAACCCGGCCACUGAAGAAGUGAUCACCCAGGUGGCCGAGGGCGACAAGAAAGAUGUCGACCUGGCCGUGAAAGCGGCUCGCGAUGCCCUGGAGAAUGGCCCCUGGGGUAAGAUGGACGCCCGCGAACGUGGCCGGCUGAUGUAUCGCCUGGCCGAUCUGAUCGAGGACGAACUCGAUGAACUGGCCGCACUCGAAACGCUCGACAAUGGCAAACCGAUCCGAGACUCACGCGGGGCCGACUUACCGCUGACGAUCGACUGCCUGCGGUACUACGCGGGGUAUGCCGACAAGAUCCACGGCCAGACGAUUCCCGUUCGGGGAAACUACUUCACGUACACCCGUCGCGAACCAGUGGGCGUGGCCGGACAGAUCAUCCCCUGGAACUUCCCGAUGCUGAUGGUCGCUUGGAAGUGGGGCCCCGCGUUGGCCGCCGGCUGCACAAUUGUGAUGAAGCCGGCCGAGCAAACGCCGCUCACCUGUCUCCGCAUGGGCCGGCUGGCUCAGAAGGCCGGCAUCCCGGAUGGCGUGAUCAACAUUGUUCCCGGUUUUGGUCCCACGGCCGGCGGAGCGAUCGUCAAGCAUCCUGAUGUCGACAAGGUGGCUUUCACCGGUGAAGACGCCACCGCGAAGAUUAUCAUGAGAGACGCCAGCGAUACGCUGAAGCGGCUCACCUUCGAACUGGGUGGCAAGAGCCCCAACAUUGUGUUUGCCGACGCCGACCUGGACGCGGCGGCUUUGGGUGCGCAUGUGGCGCUGUAUUUCAACCAAGGCCAAUGCUGUUGUGCCGGCAGCCGGCUGUUUGUCGAGGACAAAAUUUACGACAAGUUCGUCGACAAGCUCAUCUCGAUGAACGAAACGCGCAAGCUCGGCGACCCGCUCGACCCCGAGACCGAACAAGGCCCGCAGGUCGACCAGGCCCAGUUCGACAAGAUCAUGCGUUUUGUCGAUAUCGGUCGCGAGCAGGGCGCGAAAUGCGUCAGCGGCGGGAAGCGAUUUGGCGAUCGCGGCUUCUUCGUCGAGCCCACGAUGUUCACCGAAGUCGAAGACAACAUGGACAUCGCCCAGAAGGAAAUCUUCGGGCCCGUGCUGUCGGUGCUGCGUUUCAAAGAUACCGACGAGGUGAUCAAGCGCGGCAACGCCACCCACUUCGGCCUAGCAGCCGCCGUUUGGACCCGCGACGUCAACAAGGCCCAUCGCCUGGCCGCCGAACUCAAAGCCGGCACCGUGUGGGUCAACUGCUAUGACGUGUUCGACGCUGCAGCCCCCUUCGGCGGCUUCAAAAUGUCCGGCAUGGGUCGAGAAUUGGGCGAAAAGGGCUUGGAUGCGUAUACCGAAUCGAAGACGCAGGAGCUACUAGAGUUGCGUUCUAUUUGGAAAUGGAGCCCUGGAGUCCUGCUCGCAGUUCCCUUUUGCUUUGCACAGUCUGGGGUAGGUCCGGGGGGACGGUUGAGGUCAUACGCAGUGAAGGGAUCCGCAUCUGAACUUCACGAACUCGCGAAGGCGGAAUUCGCAGCCCACCCGGAUAAUCCCGGGAGCAGUAUAGAAGAAAACACAGAAUCGCCCUUCAACCUGGAUUAUAUCGAGUUCUUAGAGGACAGUUAUUACGUGGACCUGAAUUGGUUGAGGCCGGCUGCGAAAGUGACCGGAAGCGUUUACUUGGCAAAAAAUGAAGAUGUGUAUCGUCCGCCUUUGAUUUUCGUAGACGGUUCGGGUGGGGUGCUUUAUUUUGUGAUGACCGACUAG
Messenger RNA from Cladocopium goreaui, 1851 nucleotides. NCBI's taxonomy places the organism in Eukaryota, Dinophyceae, Suessiales, Symbiodiniaceae. The record is from the annotation of a GenBank genome assembly.